Molecule: messenger RNA, 1746 nt
Organism: Aspergillus japonicus CBS 114.51
Lineage: Eukaryota; Fungi; Ascomycota; Eurotiomycetes; Eurotiales; Aspergillaceae
Product: WD40 repeat domain-containing protein
Exons: 3
Coding region: 1-1347 (448 amino acids)
Molecular function (GO): protein binding
Source: RefSeq, a predicted model, not a curated record
AUGAGUCAAACGUUGACAACAAGACAAGCAGAGGAGCUGCACAAGUCCCUAAUAGCUUAUCUAUCUUCCAUAAAUGCUACCCGAAGCGUUGCGACCAUACGCGAAGAGCUCCCGAUCGGCGACGGCUUUGACGACACCGCAUGCAAGAAAUAUGAGGGGCUGCUGGAGAAAAAAUGGACGAGCGUGGCUCGGCUACAGAGAAAGAUCAUGGACUUAGAGUCCAAGGUGUCGACCUUGCAGGCAGAAUUGGACUCCAUGGCCCUGACGUCCCGAUCGCGACCAAACCAAGACCCUACGAGCUGGCUCCCCUCAUCACCGGCGCGGCACAAAUUUCAGUCGCACCGCGAUGCAGUGACUUGCGUUGCCUUCCAUCCUGUCUACACAUCGCUGGCGUCGGGCUCCGAAGACUGCACCAUCAAGAUCUGGGAUUGGGAACUGGGGGAACUGGAAAGGACACUCAAGGGCCACAUGCGGGCAGUUUCGGGUCUGGACUAUGGCGGACAAAAAGGGCAUACACUGCUGGCGUCCUGCUCAAGUGACCUUACAGUCAAACUAUGGGACCCUAGCAAUGACUAUGCCAAUAUCCGCACUCUUUCCGGGCACGACCAUUCCGUCUCGGCGGUCAGCUUCCUGCCCAAUAACGGAAAUCUGCUCGUGUCGGCCAGUCGCGAUGCCUCCAUCCGCAUAUGGGACGCAUCGACGGGCUAUUGCGUCAAGACAAUCCGUUCGAAUGAUAACUGGAUUCGAGACGUUUCCCCUUCGUUUGAUGGGAAAUGGCUGGUGUCGGGUGGCCGAGACCAGGCCGCCACUGUGUGGGAAGUCGCAACGGCGGAGGCGAAGGCUACAUUAUUGGGUCACGAGAACUAUCUCGAAUGCUGUGUUUUCGCACCGCCAGCCAGCUACAAGUAUCUAGCAACCUUGGCCGGCUUGAAGAAGCCUCCCCCUGCCACCAGCUCAGCCGAGUUCGUUGCGACCGGGGCUCGUGACAAGACGAUCAGACUCUGGGACUCGCGGGGACGGCUGAUCAAGACCUUGGUCGGUCAUGAUAACUGGGUCCGAGGCUUGGUGUUCCAUCCGGGAGGCAAGUAUCUGGUCAGUGUGGCGGACGACAAGACUAUCCGGUGCUGGGAUCUCUCACAGGAAGCCAAGCUCGUCAAGACCAUCAGCGAUGCGCAUGGACACUUUGUCAGCUGCAUCAGGUGGGCUCCCGAUGUGGUGACGGAUGAUGCUGCGACAGAAGAGACCACUGAGGCUGGUCCUGGGGCUCAAAGACAGGAGGCGAACAAGAAGAUCCGGUGUAUCCUGGCCACUGGAAGUGCGGAUUCAUGUGUGAGGGUAUUUUCAUAGUCGGCGGGCGAAGACAAGAAAGCUUCAAAUCUUAUUCCCAGCGCUCUAAUCUCUUCCUAUUGUUCUAUCUCACUCGUGACAGGAAUCGCGAUGCAUCUAUCCUUCUCAUCCACUCUUCUUGCCCCCCAAUUGCCUGCUGCCUAUCUGGAUAUAAAACUUUACCGUGUUUGCUGUACAUUUUUGAACAUCAUACCUUAGCAAUGCAUGUGAGGGAGCGGGAUCAUGUCUUCAUAUGCCUUUUGCCUUGCGGGUAUUGCUGCCAAAUAUUUCUCUUACAACGCUGAGUCGGAGAGUAGUGGCUCGGGGGACUUCCUCAUGACAAGUUCGUCAACGGUGCUGGUCUCGUUGCGGGCAGUUUCUUAGACAGCUUGAUGAAUGACAUGUGAGAAUAAAUAUCUG